This is a messenger RNA of Cottoperca gobio, 2725 nucleotides long. It is a transcript of the gene tlr1, whose product is annotated as toll-like receptor 1. Bases 301 to 2670 code for a protein of 789 amino acids. Gene Ontology annotation, biological process: immune response; inflammatory response; toll-like receptor signaling pathway. Gene Ontology annotation, molecular function: protein binding; transmembrane signaling receptor activity. The record is from RefSeq and is a predicted model, not a curated record. Gene Ontology annotation, cellular component: plasma membrane. The transcript is spliced from 2 exons. Lineage: Eukaryota; Metazoa; Chordata; Actinopteri; Perciformes; Bovichtidae.
UACUUAUUUACUGUAAAUCCAGCAGAGGUUGUGUCAGAAAAAACAAAAGAGAAGAACAGAAGCAGCUAACUGUCCACACAGUUGGUGAGAGUGAUUUGAUCUGGAAUUGAGAUACAAGAAACGUCCAGCUGCUUUUUUAGACUGGAAAAGUAUUCAAAUAUGAUGGACUGCAACAUACCAAUCAAUUAAAAACUCAACAAAUCAACAAAUUAAUCUGCGGCGCUUCUGCUGAAAGAUCCAUCGGACCUCGUUACAGGCAAACAAUGAGGCCUGUGACCAGCUGCCCUCUGGGCGGCAGGCAUGUUUCUGGGACUCCAGCGGAGUUCUUCAUUCCCUCACAGCAUCGUAGACCUCUCAUCCAAAAACCUCUCCUUCGUCCCACGAGACCUGCCACAGACGGCUGAGUUUUUAGACCUUUCAUGCAACCACAUACAGCAACUUAACCGAGGGGACUUCAAAAACACCUCUCUCUUGAGGUUCCUCAACAUUUCCUGGAAUAGUUUGGAGGACAUCGAUCCAGAGACGUUCCUCGACACGCCGCUCCUAGAGGAUCUAGACCUGUCACACAACAGGCUGAGGAACCUGUCGGACCAGCGGUACCUGCGCCACACGGAGAACCUUCUGGUACUAAAUUUGGCCUUCAACAAGUUUGUCACAAUGACACUGGGGAGUGAGUUCAGUUCCCUGGUAAAACUGGAGAGAUUGGUGCUUGGAGCACAAAACAUCAGUACGGGGGAUUUCAAGAAUAUUGCUGAAGUAAAACUGCAUACACUCACCCUCGCCCUGGAGAAUGAACUGAGUUAUACAGCAGGCAGUCUGAACGAGGUUCAUGCUCAAAGACUUCAGAUAGCCUUCCCUAGUUAUCAAAUAUUUCCCCAUUUUGUGGUUGCUGAUGCUCUGUCACUCUUUGUUGAAGUGGAGUUGAUGAAUUUGACAGACGGCUACAAAAACCUGAGUGAGCAGUUGAGCGAGAGAGUAGAAAUCCUCACAUCUCAUCUUUAUCUCACCAACAUAUCAAUCGACUGGAAAGACUUAACUCACUAUAUAAAUGUCGUUCUGCGUACAUCUAUUUCCCAUGUGACCAUCUGUGAUGUGGCCAUUUACCAUUUGCCUCUUAAAGACACGGCUGUAACCCAGACGUCUGAAAUGAAGUCCUUCACAUCCAGAAGGGCAGUGGUGAAGGACUUCAUCUUUUCACAGGAGGCUGUAUACAACUUUUUUAUCAACUUACCGGUGGAGAGUUUAGCAAUUGUUGAGACUUCAAUGAUACACAUGACAUGCCCAAAGUCACCAAGUCUUCUCUUACAGCUGGACUUCUCCUAUUGUGCUCUAGCGGACUCCAUCUUCUCCAGAGUGGAGGGUCAAGAAAGACUUGAAUGUGAGAAUCUGGGUAACGUGAGGAAGUUGAUUCUGGUUGGCAACAAUCUUCAGAGCCUUCAGGUGCUGAGCAAACGUGUGCAGUACAUGAAGUCCCUGCAACAUCUGGACCUCAGCCUCAACUCCCUGGUUUAUGACGGCGUCGGAGAAUGCGUCUGGCCACCUAACAUCACUAAUAUGACUCUUUCUUCUAACAGUCUGACAGACUCCGUUUUUAAAUGUCUACCAAAAGAAACAGAGACACUGGAUCUCCAGAACAACCAGAUUUCUGUGAUACCAUUAUCUAUCUCGAAACUGGAAAACCUUUCAUCUCUGAAUCUAAAUGCGAACAGGCUGCGGGACCUGCCAGUAUGUAAAGGUUUCCCAAUACUGAGUGAGCUUCUGCUCAAGUCAAAUUCCCUCCAUGCACCGUCUGUGAACAAGCUGGACACGUGUCCCAAACUGAGAACCCUAGAUGUCAGUUACAACCCCUUCACCUGCACAUGCGCUUUGAGGAGUUUCAUAAGUCUUGGCAUGAAGUCUGAAAGGGAUAGUCACACAGGAAUUCAAUUGUUGAGCUGGCCAUUAGACUAUUAUUGUUCCUACCCAGAGGCCGUUAGAGACUCCACCUUGAGAGAUAUUUCGAUCCCAGAGGUCUCCUGUAAUGUCGGUCUUCUGGCUGCCGCCAUCUUGAGCCCGGCAGUGAUAUUAAUUGUCGCAGUCGUGACCCUGUGCCAUCGUUUGGAUGUUCCCUGGUACAUGGGUAUGAUCUGGCAGUGGACCAGAGCCAAACAUCGCGCCAGAAUGAGUCAAGUUCGACCUGAAGAUCUGGUGGGAGUGGAGUUUCAUGCUUUUGUGUCUUACAGCCAGCAUGAUGCAGACUGGGUGAGUAAUUCCCUCCUGCCCAACCUUGAAGGCCCAGCAGGAGGGCUCCGAAUCUGCCAUCAUGAGAAAGACUUUGUGCCGGGAAAGACAAUUAUUGAAAACAUCGUCACCUGUGUGGAGAAAAGCCGACGCUCCGUGUUUGUGCUCUCUGCUCACUUUGUGAAGAGCGAUUGGUGCCAUUAUGAGCUGUACUUCGCCAGCCACCAACGCCUUGCUUGGGGCUCGGAUAGCGUUGUGCUGGUACUGCUUGAGCCUCUGCCUCAAUACCUGAUACCAUCCAAGUACUACCAGCUGAAGUCCAUGAUGGACCGGCACACGUACCUGGAGUGGCCUCAGGACAGGGCCAAGCACAGACUGUUCUGGGCUAAUCUCAGAGCUGCUCUACAGUCAGACAUGCUAAAGCCUCCAGUGACAGAAGUAGAAGAGUGAAAGGAAGUGAGAGGUGGGAAGAGGAACACUGUAAGAGUAAAAACAUGUGGGUCAU